AUGUCGUGGUUGUUUGGAACUAACCAAGGGCAAAAUCCAUCGAUUCCUCCACCUGCAGGUUUCCCACCUACACCACCUGGAGGAGAUGAAAAGGGAAAUAAAGGCGGCGGUGGUUCUAAAAGUGAUGCUUACCGGUUUGACUCAGCCGCCCUUGAAAAAGCCGCACGUGCAGCAAAAGAAUUAGAAGCAUCAAAACAUGCCAAAGAAGCAUUUGAACUCACUCGCAUGCAGGAACAAACUGCACAGAUUGAACACCAGCAUAAAAUCAAGGAAUUGGAAGCACAAAUGGAAGCCAUGAAACUGGAUCAGAAACGUGUUGCUGAAGAAGAACGUCGAAAAACAAUGCAAGAAGAAACAAAGCAACAUCAACAAAGAGCUCAAUAUAAUGAUCAAUUGUCAAGAAAGAGAUAUGAUGAUCAAUUGAUACAACAGGCUCGUAUGAAUGAAGAAAAUCUUAAAAAACAAGAAGAAUCUGUGAAGAAGCAAGAAGCUAUGAGAAGAGCUUCUCUUGAGCAUGAAGCUGAACUGCGUCAAAAGACGGAAAUGGCAAGGAUUAAAGCAGAAAUGGCUGGUAGAGCUAAGAUAGAUAGAGAAAAUCAAGAUUUAAUCAGAGAACAAAUUAGAUUAAAGGCAGUAGAAAAUAGACAAACAGUAUUAGAGUCAAUCAAGACAGUUGGUUCUGUGUUAGGAACUGGCUUUCAAGCUUUUAUAAAUGAUUGGGAUAAAGUCUCAGCUACGGCAGCUGGGUUAACUCUAGUAGCUAUUGGUGUAUACACUGCUAAAUAUGGUACUGGAGUGACGGCACGCUAUAUUGAAUCUAGAUUAGGUAAACCAUCAUUAGUAAGAGAUACCUCGAGAUUAACAGUGUUGGAAGCUAUCAAACAUCCCAUUAAUGUAAUGAAACAGUUAAAGUCAAAACCUGAAGAUGCUUUACAAGGAAUUAUAUUAAAGCCCUCAUUAGAAGAAAGGUUACGAGAUAUUGCUAUAGCUACAAAACAUACACGAAAAAAUAAAGGUUUCUAUAGAAAUAUAUUAAUGUAUGGACCUCCCGGUACUGGAAAAACCAUGUUUGCAAAGAGUUUAGCUCGACAUUCUGGUAUGGAUUAUGCUAUAAUGACUGGUGGAGAUAUAGCUCCAAUGGGUAAAGAAGGAGUCACAGCAAUGCACAAAGUGUUUGAUUGGGCACAAACAAGUCGAAGAGGUGUACUUUUAUUUGUUGAUGAAGCAGACGCAUUUUUACGCAAGAGAAGCACGGAAAUGAUUAGUGAAGAUAUGAGAGCAACAUUAAAUGCAUUUCUCUAUAGAACAGGAGAACAAUCAAAAAAAUUUAUGUUAGUACUAGCUAGUAAUCAACCAGAACAGUUUGAUUGGGCUAUCAAUGAUAGAUUAGAUGAGAUGGUAGAGUUUGAUGUUCCUAGUUUAGAAGAAAGAGAAAGAAUGUGUCGACAUUAUUUCCAUGAAUAUGUAUUAAAACCUGCUUCAGAAAGAUCAAGAUUAAAAGUAGAUCAAUUUGAUUACGGUGUGAAAUGUGCAGAAAUUGCAAAGAAAACAUCAGGGUUGUCUGGUCGGGAAAUAGCUAAGUUAGGUGUAGCUUGGCAGGCUCGAGCUUAUGCAUCAGAAGAUGGGGUUUUGAUAGAGAAAAUGAUUGAUUCUGUUGUAGCAGACUCUAUCAAACAACAUCAAAAGAAAAUUUUGUGGCAACAGGAACAAGAAAAAUCUCAA
This is a messenger RNA of Lottia gigantea (owl limpet), 1722 nucleotides long. RefSeq lists its product as hypothetical. The annotation marks the transcript as partial. The record is from RefSeq and is a predicted model, not a curated record. The transcript is spliced from 15 exons. Lineage: Eukaryota; Metazoa; Mollusca; Gastropoda; Lottiidae. Gene Ontology annotation, cellular component: mitochondrion. Gene Ontology annotation, biological process: mitochondrion organization. Gene Ontology annotation, molecular function: zinc ion binding; ATP binding; ATP hydrolysis activity.